CUGCUCGUCCUUCUUCCGGGUCUGGUCCUGCCUCCUGCCUCCACGUGUUUGAGUUACUCUGCCAUGGAUCGUGAAACUGUUUAAAAUCCACUUUGCCGCUUGACGGAGUUCAACAAGCUCAUAAAAUGGCAUCUGAAGCCAAGCGGCUCAAGGUGGACGAUGACACUUCCCUGCAGGACUUCCUUCGGUGGUGCGACGGCGUAGGUCUAGUGCUCAGCACCAAGGUGCGAGUGAGCAAAGAAGGUGUGGUGGCCGACUAUGGGAUGUUGGCUCAGGAUGACAUUGAGAAAGGUGAAGUGUUGUUCACCAUCCCCAGAUCGGCUCUUCUUCACCAGGGCACGACCCACGUCGCAUCCCUGCUGGAGCGAGAGAAGUUCUCCUUGGAAAGCACUUCAGGCUGGGUGCCACUCCUUCUAGCUCUGCUGUACGAAUAUACCACAGCGCAGUCCAAAUGGAAACCAUACCUGUCAUUAUGGACCGACUUCAAGAUGCUGGACCACCCCAUGUUCUGGUCCAAAGAAGAGCGAGAUGGACUCCUGAGGGGAACCGGUAUACCAGAGGCAGUGGAGAAAGACCUGGAUAACAUUCAGAGGGAAUACAAAGAUGUGGUCCUGCCUUUCAUUACCAAACAUCCAGACAUGUGGAACACCCGCACGCACACUCUGGAGCUGUACACGCAGCUAGUGGCUUUUGUCAUGGCCUACAGUUUCCAAGAGCCACAAGAAGAAGCGGAUGAUGAUGAAGAUGAUGAUGAGGGAAAGGCUCCCAAUCCACCUAUGAUGGUUCCCAUGGCCGAUAUGCUCAACCAUGUUUCCAAGCACAAUGCCAAUCUGGAGUUUAUGCCAGACACUUUGAAGAUGGUAUGCGUGCAUCCCAUCAAAAAAGGCGAGGAAGUGUUCAAUACGUACGGGCAAAUGGCUAACUGGCAGCUGCUGCACAUGUACGGCUUCACCCAGCCGCCUUCCGACAAUACUGACGACACCGCCGACAUCCCCAUCAUCAACCUGUACAAAGCGGCCACAACAGGUUCAUCUCAUGAUCAUUCCAAGCCAGAUGGAGAUCCACAACUCUUGGAGAUGUGGGAGUUGCUACGGGAUAAAGGACCGUUUGUUUUCGGCAAACAUGGCUGCCUCACCGACAUGGAGUUGCACAGUGUGCUCAAGGUGCUGUGCAUGUCCAGGGACGAGUUCUCCGAGUUGAAAGAUAAUGACGGAUGGGAGGACGAGGAGGACGAGGAGAUCAUUUCUCAGGCAUUCUCCAAUGACGGGCUGUCUGGAUUAAAGACCAAGUGGAAGUGGCUCAUCCACGAAGCGGUGCGUCUGACCAUGAGGGGCUACCCCGAUGUGGACCAGGACAGAGUCCUGAUGGAAGACCAGGUUUUGCUACAGAGACUGAGCAGCAGGCAGAGGAAGGCACUGCAUGUCAGAUAUGGACAGAAAAGCAUCCUGGAAAAAGUCAUGGAGCUCACAAAGACAUGAAAAAAAUGUUUUUCCUCUGCAAUGUC
Messenger RNA from Syngnathus acus (greater pipefish), 1504 nucleotides. It is a transcript of the gene setd6, whose product is annotated as SET domain containing 6, protein lysine methyltransferase. Gene Ontology annotation, cellular component: nucleus. Gene Ontology annotation, molecular function: protein-lysine N-methyltransferase activity; protein binding. The record is from RefSeq and is a predicted model, not a curated record. Gene Ontology annotation, biological process: peptidyl-lysine monomethylation. NCBI's taxonomy places the organism in Eukaryota, Metazoa, Chordata, Actinopteri, Syngnathiformes, Syngnathidae. Bases 126 to 1478 code for a protein of 450 amino acids. The transcript has 8 exons.